This is a messenger RNA of Cygnus atratus (black swan), 6953 nucleotides long. It is a transcript of the gene DCP2, whose product is annotated as decapping mRNA 2. Gene Ontology annotation, biological process: nuclear-transcribed mRNA catabolic process, nonsense-mediated decay; deadenylation-dependent decapping of nuclear-transcribed mRNA. The record is from RefSeq and is a predicted model, not a curated record. Gene Ontology annotation, molecular function: 5'-(N(7)-methylguanosine 5'-triphospho)-[mRNA] hydrolase activity; RNA binding; manganese ion binding. The transcript is spliced from 11 exons. Gene Ontology annotation, cellular component: P-body; cytoplasm. NCBI's taxonomy places the organism in Eukaryota, Metazoa, Chordata, Aves, Anseriformes, Anatidae. The coding region runs from base 113 to 1369 and encodes 418 amino acids.
CCAGCAGCCCCGCCCCUCCCCCCCGCCGCCGCCGCCGCCGCCGCCGCCGCCGCCGCCGCCGCCGCCGCGCCGCGUCCGGGCCCUGCCGCGCCGGGAUGAGCCGCGCUCCGCCAUGGAGACCAAACGGGCCGAGAUCCCCAGCAGCGUCCUGGACGACUUGUGCAGCCGAUUUAUUUUGCACAUUCCAAGCGAAGAGAGAGACAAUGCAAUCAGAGUAUGCUUUCAGAUUGAACUUGCCCAUUGGUUUUACUUGGAUUUCUACAUGCAAAACACACCAGGAUUACCUCAGUGUGGGAUAAGAGAUUUUGCGAAAGCUGUCUUCAGUCACUGCCCUUUUUUACUGCCUCAAGGUGAAGAUGUACAAAAGGUUUUAGACGAGUGGAAGGAAUAUAAAAUGGGAGUGCCAACCUAUGGUGCAAUUAUUCUUGAUGAGACACUUGAAAAUGUUCUUUUGGUUCAGGGCUAUUUAGCAAAGUCUGGUUGGGGAUUUCCAAAAGGGAAAGUAAAUAAAGAAGAGGCUCCUCAUGACUGUGCUGCUAGAGAGGUGUUUGAAGAAACGGGGUUUGACAUAAAAGAUUAUAUCUGUAAAGAAGAAUACAUUGAGCUGCGAAUUAAUGAUCAGUUAGCACGGCUCUACAUCAUUCCAGGCGUUCCCAAGAACACAAAAUUCAACCCUAAAACCAGGAGGGAAAUUCGGAAUAUUGAGUGGUUUUCCAUUGACAAAUUGCCAUGCCACAGGAAUGACAUGACCCCCAAGUCCAAGCUAGGUCUGGCACCUAACAAAUUUUUUAUGGCCAUUCCUUUCAUCAGGCCAUUGAGGGAAUGGAUUUCCCGAAGGAAUGGAGAUUCCUCGGAGAGUGACAGUGGUUUUUCACCUACAGCGAGCACACCCUCUAAGCCCAACUUGGAAAAAGCUAGAUCCAAACUUCGCAGUAGUCAGCAGGUGGUCACAGAUGGCUUUUCAGGAGAGCAGUGGAUGAAGCCAAAACAAACACAAAAGCCAUACAAUCAUCCUGAGAUGUCUGAAGCAUUAAAAAUAAAGCAGAGUCAGAACUUGAGGGGCAACGGCAAAAAGCAGUAUCAAGACACUCCCACCCAAAAGAAAAAAACAAAUGGAGUCCACAGUCAACCAGCAAAGCAAAACCACACCUUGAAAUGUGAAAAAAGGCUUAAUCCAAGAAGACUUCAAGAUAACUUUGAAACAGAUGCACCAUAUGAGAUGUGUUGUUCCAGUGAAGACCCGGUGGUAGAAAAUGUAGAGGGGCACUCUGUGGCAUGCAACGGCAAUAACAAAUUUGCUUUCUCAUCAAGAGCUUUCUUGAGUUUCAAGUUUGACCAUGAUGCCAUAAUGAAAUGUUUUGACCCCUGACAGCAAAUCUGUUAUGAACAAAGAUCAGAUUUGCCUAUAGCAAUUGCGGGGGGUUUCUUAUCCAGCCUUACUCUUUCUCAGGAGUUUUUUUGUUGUCGUUGUUUUUUUUUUUUUUCUUUGAUUAUGUGUUUUUAAAUGCAAUGCAGGGACUGACUGGUGGUUUGGAAGGGUUUGUUCUCUUUGCAGUACGGGAGUGGCAUAGUCAAGUGUUGCACUUUAAAUGCAGUAUAGCCUUUGUCCACAAAAGUACCUUUCCAGUGUUCAGUUAACUUGUUCCUAGCUGUGCAUUAGAGGGCAUUCUUUUUUCCUCAUUUUUUUUUAACUUGCUGUGUGUUUUUUAGAUUGUCAUUGACAUUGACUUUUUUGUAGUGUUGGAGUAUACCAGCUUGCUAAACUUUUAACUGCUCUGAUAUAAAUUAUUGGACUUGUUAGUCAUUAUUUUAUAGUACAUUGCAAUAUUACGACAGUGGCAAUGAAGCUGAUUCUCAGAGGACUCCUCUCUCUGUCCCAGUAAUUUUGAAACCAUAAGUUGCACAUUUCAAACCUAGCCUCAGCCUGUCAUCUUUUCUUUUUCCUGGUGGCUUGCCCACAAUAUUUUCCCUCGCACUGAAAGUCAAUUUCUGUUGGCUGGCAAUCAGUAAUACUUGAGUCAAAUUUAUAGCAUGACUUCUUCUGUACCUACUCUGCCUCUGUUUCCUGUAAGGAUACACAAACUGGGUAGAACUUAGCCUUUCAAAGUGUCUAGCUUCAACUCAUGCACUGUCCCCAGCUGGGUAAAAAGAAGUUGAAAAGUUUCAUGUUAUCCCAGUUGUAGCUGCUUUCAAGAAGAAAAGCUCAAACUUCGUUUGUGGGAAGUUACUCAUGUAGAAUUUAUGCUGAAUGUAAAUAAGCCUCUGUAGAUCUUGCCAGGAGGAAAGCAGGUGCAUGGAUAAUAGAAUCAUUGUGUGACACUAAAAGGCUUAAUCAGGCUUGCAAUAACUAUUCUAAGGAUGUCCAGUAUUGUAUUCUGUGCUGUUGUCCUCAGUUCUCUUGUGUAGUGUAUGCUCUGUAUAUAGUUGUCUUGAAUUGCACUUGCAGUUAGCAUUUAAAUGAUGUAGCCUCAGUCUUUUGGAGCUACAACGCUUUCUUAGUAAAAAUAUCAAAGAUCUGAAGAAAAAUAAAACCAUAACAGUGGAGGUGAUGAACUGUUAACUGUUACAUCACCGUCAUGAUUCAAGUUAGGGUGUUUCGAACACAAGCUUUGCAGUUGAGAGAAAUGCACUGAACUCACUUGUUACAGCAGCUUGUGGUGCCAAGCAUAUUUGUCCCAGAUUUAAGAAUUGAUUCUUCUCUAAAAUAAAGGUGAGCAAUUGGUAACUUCCUAGUUGAAUGAACUAGGCCUUCCUCUCUCGUUCAGAGUGUAUGCUCGUGCACUGAGUCUUUAUGCAACUCAUGUGGCAUCCAAAAACACAAUCCUGGUCUUCCUUCAACUUCCCUACUUCAUCUAUUACCUAGUGGUUUUCCUCAGAAAUAGCUUUAGAACUAUCUUCUGGUGUGUUUACCUGCCUGACACCAGGUGAUUUGGGACUCUAAUGCUGUAAUGCUUUCGGCAGUAGGAACCCUGGACUUCUGUAUGAGUUAACAGGAGAAACAGACUGCAGCAUUUCCUCCUUCUGGAGGACAAGAGUCCUGAGGGCCUUGUCUUUCAAGACCAAAUCAUGAAAUAACUCAAUCUAGCUUUGUCUCACCUAGUUUAAAAAAAAAUAAAUCCAAAGGCUGUAGAAAACAGUAAAUGGGUAAAUAGUAAUAAUUGAGAAGGUGGGAUAAUGCUGGAGGAUGUUAUGUUACUCAGCUUCAGGUGAAAAAUAACCUUUAGUUACUUUUCUAGUGCAAAUAGUUGAUUUCCCAGCAAAAGUGCCUUUACUCACAGUGAGGCAGAAGUUUGUAUUCAUAUCAUGAGGCUGCUACUGCCUGUGGAGUUAGCAAGACUCUCCUAAGGCAUGAUUCACUAUCAGGCUGUGGGAAUCUUUAAUAAGUAGGUUGACUUAAAAUAUAUAUAUAUUAAAAAGAAAAAAAAAAAUCAGUUAUUUCAUCUAGUGCUCUGUGAAAUAAGGGGAAUGCUGAUGAAACAGUGAACUUCUGUUGUCACAGACAGAGGGAAGUCUUUAAAAUGAAGCAAGCAUGUCCUACGAGCAGGAGAUGCUGACUGCCCUCUGUGUUCGCUGGGUCAUUUUUGUCUUAGUGAAAGCUUGGUGCAGUGUAAGAGAAGCUGGUUGCUUUGUUAAGCAGCCCAAAGUGGGGCUUAUUCAUGUCAUGAUCUUAGUAAAUCUAGCCUUAAUGUGAGUUGCGGAUAAAUGUGAUAAAUAUGCAAUAACUUUUACUUCCUUGUAUAAGGGUACUGUUCCUUGUAGCAGCAUUGCUUUUCUGCUUCCUCAGUAAGGUUGCUAAAACAACAAGAGUGUGGCAGCAUGUGACCUACCCUAUGGUUUCCAUCAUGCCCCGCACUGUGAACACUUUGAAUUGUUUACUAUUACUAGUUCAUGUUCUUAUUUCGCCAUCAUUUUAUAAUUAAGUAUAUUUUCAAGUUUAGAAGUAUACAGUUUACAUUAGUUUCUGUAAGACAGUGAAGAAAUUACAAGUGAGGUAUAGAUUUCAGUGAGUUUUUAUUUCCUGGGAACUAGACACAGAAAAAUGAAUAACUGUUUGCAUGUCAGACUCAAGCUCAUGUCAAGAUACUUGAAAAUUAAACAUUACUCAACUUAUGCUUAGGGCUAAAGCAAUUCAGAAUGCUUGUCUAGAAGGGGUUAUUCAGAGUAUGAUUGGUCACUCAGUGUUCUUGAAAUUAAAGAAGACACGGAAUUAACCAAACUUUUUGAAAAAAAAAAAACACAAAUGUUUGGGUACUGGGAAUGAAUCUAGUACUAAUUUGCAGUUUCUAGGACGACAUAAAUUCCAUGUUUAUUGUGAAAUUUCUACCAUCUCUCCUUUGCAGAGUGGUUUGAACUUUGACUGAAGAGUGAUCUGCCUAAUUGAAUUAAUUGUGUUCUAUGCUGAAAUACUAACUUCAACUCCUUGAUGCACAUGCAUGCUUUUUAAAGUACCUGUGUCUUGUGUAGUUUGAAGUCAGGAAAUAGCAGUGUUGAGAAGAGGGUAAAUAGCUUUAUUUACUGCACAAUCAAAGUAUUUCUUUUUUAUACAAUGUAAAUUUCUUAGACCAAACUUGCAUAAAUAGUUUGUAAUAGAGUUUUGGGCCUAGUCAUUGUUUCAGGCUUCUGUGCUGUGCUCCAACCUUCCUGAUUUGAUUUAGUGAAUUGAGAACAAUGCUUACUGUGUUUUUUCCUUCACCUACUUGCAGCUGUAAUUUAUGGAACAGUUACUUUUAAAAACAAGGCAGGAUUCGGGUCUGGCUGUUCCUAGCAGACUUGCUCUCAGAUUGGAAAUUGUUUUUUCCAACCCUUACUUACUGUAGUAGGUUUGCUUUUAACGAUUUGCAGUAUAUAGCAGCGCUCGUGUCAUUCUGGUGUAAAGAGCAAGAGUCUACAUUAAGAAUCCAAGCUCCAAUACCCUGUGAUACAAAAUGGUCUUGCUGCUCCAUGGGUGACUGGCUUUCCAGUUGUUGGGUCAGUGAGCCAUUUAAUUCUCAGCUACCUGUUUUCUGUUUAUUUUUUACAAAUUCUGAGCAACAGAACUUUUUUUUUUCUUUUUUUUUUUCUUUUCCCCAGAGGUAAAGUCAGGUGCCUUCAUCUUUUAAAUUAGGAAGUUAACUGUAAACUUGUUCAGAAGCUCACGACUAUUGAGAGCUGGUAGAAUAGCCUCUCUUGUUGAUUUAAAAGCAGUUUAUUUACAGGAAUUUGAGCUUGCACUGUUACUGUUAAAGAGUCUGGUGCUUAUACAUGACUUCAUACUAAUUUCAGAUUGCUUUUGUUAUUACAAUAUGUCAGCUUUUGAAGCAACCAAAAUUAUUUAAGAUGUGGUAAAUUUCUACUAAAUGAAGGUGCUUUAACAGUAAAUUAGGCUUGGCGAUGUCACUACUCUUGCAUAGUAGGUUUCUGUCCUUACGCAUUUAUAGCAAUAGUCUGGUUCAAGAAUGAAAGAAGUAGGCUAAAUGCUUGUAAUUGCACUGUUCUUCAUACUGUACAUAAGCACUGAUAGAUACAGUAGUACUUGUGCUGUGUGUGCAUUUCACUGUUUAAAGUAGGUUGUGAACUUACAAGCAAGACAACUUAUGUAGCAAUUACGUUGGCCAUAUUCAAAAUCAUACAAGAUAAAAAAUGUCCUGGAUUAGUCAGAGUACAUUAAAAAUAAAUGCUUGGGUUGUAACGUGUCUUUUCAUUGAAAGUGUUAGGUUAAACUAGACCAACUGUACAGGUUCCACAUUACAGGAUCACCUAUCUUCAAACAGCUCUCAGCUGUGGAAUACUGGGAAGGAAGUGUAAGAGUCUUCAAUUCAUCCUUCAGUACUCUGGGGCGCGGGGGGAAGCAUGUUUUUCUGUAAUCGUCAGGAAUUUUCAGGGUACAGAAUGCUUAAAAUUGAAAAGGUCCACCCUGAAAUUUAUGGAAAAUACCGAUGAGUAUUUUAUCAUUCUUAAGCAUUUACAUUGUUUAGCAGAAGAACUAGCUUUUGAUUUGUUCAGUGCCCUGAAGAAAGUGAUUACAUCCCAUGGGGUGUAAAUCAUUGUAAAACAAGGCAUUGAUAGCUUUUUAAGAAUACAGAUCCUAUAGACUCAAUUCUCUAUUACACACCUCUUACUGAGAAAAAAUUACUUUGCAAGGUUUUUUAAGCAUGUUUGAGUAAAAUUUUUAAACUAAGGAGAUGAACCAUUUAUUCUUACUGUUGGGUACGUAUUUUUGUUAUGCAGGAAAGGUUUGUAAAAUUGCAUGAUUAGCUCUCAGCAAAUAACUUCUCAAGCCUAUACUUAAAACAGGAUCCUUAAGUAACUUUACCAUGUCUGCAUGGCGUUGCAGUAUGUGGAAGCAGUACUUCAACUGUGAGGAGCAGUCUAGCUGGGUUUGCAAGGCACUUUAACAUGAAAAACAAACAAAACAAAACAGACCCCACAAAGCUAGGUGGGGUUUUGUUCGUUAAUUUUGGCAUAAUGCUGAAUCCUUGUACGUGUUCUAGGACCUAGGCUGACUCAGGAAUUGCUGCCCAAAGAAAACUUUUCUGUGCAGCAUUGCAUGCCUUGCAGAAAAACAGGGAGCCAGUGUUUUAUUAUAUGGCUCAUGCAUGAUGGGUUAUGUCUUCCUCCUGUUUGUUCUAAGCUCAAAAACUUAAUCUGUUUUCCUCACUGGUAUGUAAGUGGCAUAUCAGUGCUAAGUGUAAAGUACUUACAGCUAGUUGUGAGUUGAACCUAUGUAAAGUUACAGAUUUUAUUCAAUUUCCACUAUGUUGUCUUGAAGAGGGUUUGUAUUGGUCAGCUCUUCAAUUUUAGCAAAUAAAAUCUGUAACUACCUGUAACAAAUGUUGUAUUGAUGAUUGUGAUUUAAUUGUUAUUCAGUGAUUUGGAAACUGAAGCACACCAGUUAAAAGGCUAUGACUAAAUUGACAGUUUCUUCUAUAAUGUAAUUUUUCUCUAAAAUUAAAUGAUUUUAUGUAUAAACUUAA